Durusdinium trenchii is the source of this 3153-nucleotide messenger RNA. Lineage: Eukaryota; Dinophyceae; Suessiales; Symbiodiniaceae. The record is from the annotation of a GenBank genome assembly.
AUGGCGCCCAAGAAUGCUUCGCGAUGCACACCGAGCUUUGAGGCACUUGCAAGCUUGGCCAGGACGUUGUGUGAGGAGCAGAAUAAGGAAGCGGCUCCUAGUCGCACCAGCGCACCAAAGUCCAAGCCAGUGAAGAAGGAUCCUCCUCCAAGGAGGGUGACUGGGAAGGGGCCUGGUGAUGCUUCUUCGGCUGCCGGAAAGCUUCAGAGGGGCAAAUCGAAAGUGAUCUCAAUGGAAGAGUUGAUCGCUGCUGGUGAGUUUGAUCCCUCGAACUUGCCUUUCCAGCUGACUUGGAAGAAUUUCAACAAGCUGAAGGCUCACCUACAGCUCACAGAGCAGGAAACAACGUCGAUUCUGCUGGCCAUGGUUGGCCCUUCACCGGAAGGCAAAGCGUUCUGGCAGAAGUACAAGGUUGAGAACAAGAAGAGUCCAGAAGAGACUGCUGUGGAGCCCAAAGCUGAGGUGGAAGACUCGUCCAAGAAACGAGCUGUUGUUGGUGGGGAGACUGCCAGCAAAGCAGACCCUCCUCAGCAGAAACGCUUGAGGAGGAUGGAGCAUGUGGAGGUCGACGAUGCGCCGCCAGGUGAUGUCACGAUUGACUUGGGAUACAGCAGCGGGACCGAGUUCGGUGACGACAGUUUGGACGGUGAAGAAGAAGAUGAUGAUGAUGCUAUGGCACUGCUAUGGGAUGCUGCUGCUGCUUUGGUCGAGCCAACCCAGCCGGUGGAGCCAACCAAGAAGCCGAUUGAUGAGGCUGGCGAGUUGGCUAAGGAUCAGCUGCAAAAGAGCCUGUUGAAGGCCAAUGAUGGCUCUGACUCAGCAGAGCUUGCUGCUGCGAAGAGGGGUGAAGCAGCGGCCUCAAGGCCUGCUCAAGCUGCAGCUCAGCCGGCCGCUUUGCAAGUGUCUAAGGGCACAGAGGCAGUUCCUCCUGAACCCAAGCCAGAAGAGCCCGAGCCAGCAGAGCCAGCAGAGCCCGCAGAGGCCGCAGAGCCUGGAGCAGAGGUGGACGUUGUUGAUCCACUAUUGACUGGAGUGGUGAACAGCUCCACACAUCGGAAGGAACAUGCCAGGCUUGCCCGUCGAAUGGCGAACGUUGACGCAGCCAAGUUCCCAGAGAUGUCUCGGCUCUGGGCUGGCAACCGGGUUUCCGUGCGCCCUUUGGAGGAGAAAAGUGACCUUCUGAGAUCUUGGAUUGCCAGCAAGGAGAACAUGGACGCCACAGAGUGCAGCCUAAUUGUGAGCAAGAAGCAAGCUUCCGAGGUGGAAACUGGCCGUGAGCUUCUGACCAUCCGUGAGAUGGUGGCGAAAGGGUUCAGUGAGACCAAGAUCACGGCGAUCUUGAAGAAGAAUGAGCCUGUGCCGGAUGCAGACGCUCCUGAUGACCCAGAAUCCACUCGAUUCUGGUGCUUUGUUGGUGGAAAGUACACCGACAAGGAGACAUGCACUGUGGAGGGCGUGGCGAAUGUCAGUGUGAAGCCGCAUGCAGCAGGGGUUGCUGCUCUGAUGGAUUCCAGCACCAUGCCCUUGCUCAGUGCCUCAAAGCCUGCCUCAGGCGCAGGGAUCUCCAUCAGAUCUUUGGCUGGUAUCGUUGACAAGGCUACGGAGAGCCAGACUGGUGGCGGCGGUGGCGGUGGCAAUGGAAAGAACGGCAAGGUCAAGAAGACCAAGAAGGCCGCCGCCAAGGAAGUGCCCCAGACUGCCAAGGACAAGCGAGAUACCGCGCGCAAGGAGCUCAAGAAGGAGAUGAACAACUGCAACGUGAUCUUCGAGCUUCCCAAGGACCAUGAGCUCCGUGCUGUGGUCAAUGCUCACAAGCGCACUUUGGAAUCGUUUAGCUUCAGCGGCAAUGCCAUCCCUCAAGGAAAGGUAUCCGCGCUGAUAUCUGAAGGAUAUCUCGAAGCUCUGGUGGAUGAUGUGAGGGAGCUGCCUCGCUACUGGCGUGGUGAUGAGAUAAACGCAUUGAACGAUAGCUGGAUGUAUGUAAUUUGGACCUCGGAUGCAUCUCCGUUUUUGACCAACUCCAUGUCCUCCAGAUUCCCCAUAGCUGUCCUACCUGCAGCUCGCUACGCGAUCUCUGACCAGGGAAUCAACUUGACCCUGGAUGCGUUGACUACCCAAAUAGUGGCCUCAUUCAACCGAUUGGCAAACACUGGAGUCAAAAUUCGGGAUGCGACGUCUUUGCACCGUCGCACUGUAUCCAAGCUCUGGUUUUACGUCUGUGGCUUUCGUGGAGACUGGAAAGCGAUGCGAGAAGCCUUUCAUUUCACGAGGGACUAUUCCCGAGAUGAGAUAUGCUGGCUUUGCUUGGCCAGAAAGGGCAACGAGAGUGACAUGACCUAUGCUUUUUGCAAUGCAUCUGAGCAUGCUGACUUUUGGUCUACAUACAUGGUGGCUGACCCUUGGGCAAUUUCACCCCCCUAUGCGCAACUAGUUGGGUUUUCCACGGAUCAAAUUAUGCCUGACUUGUUACACGUGGUGAAUCUAGGGGUUGGAAGAGACCUCCUCGGGAGCAUCCUUCACAUCUUGAUCAAGGGCAACCAUGCUUUUGUUGCAUCGAACAUUGACGAGCGGCUAGCUGCAGCAACGGUUUCCUUGCGUGCGUUUGCCAAGUCACAUGCUCUACCACUCCGUCUUAAGAAGCUGACGCGAAAAAAAUUGAAUUGGGGUACUGAGAAAUAUGCUGAACUUCGUUUGGGGUCGGGGUACGACAACUAUGUUGUGUCUCUUUGGCUGGAAGCGACCCUGGAACCUCACAGUGGUGAAUUUCCGAAGUUUUGCAGCCUGCUUUGGUCGCUCAAUACAGCGUUGCAUGUUUUGUAUACAGCAGGGUGGUUUCUAUCUCAAGAACAGCUGCUCCAAGUCCGAACUCUGUGGUCUGUGUUCGUACGAGUGUACCUGGGCCUAGCCUCAGAAGCAAUCGCUGCAAAUAAUUGGGUUUGGCGUAUGAGGCCAAAGUUCCAUUUGCUCCACCACGUCUUCUUUUCAAGGCGUUGUGUAAACAGUGGCGAAUUUGCCAUUUGGAUGGAUGAAGAUUAUUUAAAGAAGGCGUCUCGCACGUUACGUGUAACAAGUUUGUCGACUGCCCAAGGCAGGUUCUUGGAACGCUGGUUGCUCGCUCUACCUGAGAGCUUACGCAAGAGCAUGGGUCACUAG